Molecule: messenger RNA, 8631 nt
Organism: Emiliania huxleyi CCMP1516
Lineage: Eukaryota; Haptophyta; Isochrysidales; Noelaerhabdaceae
Exons: 6
Coding region: 1-8631 (2876 amino acids)
Biological process (GO): base-excision repair
Molecular function (GO): DNA demethylase activity; DNA binding; DNA N-glycosylase activity
Source: RefSeq, a predicted model, not a curated record
AUGGAGAAGUCGCUGUCGGCUCGCGUGAAGGCGGUGUCGAUGUUGCACCCGCCCAUCUCGGUCGGCAGCUGUGCCUGGAGCCACGCGAGGUCGCGGAGCGCCUGGGGCGAGGCGUCGGCGCGAGCAAUGCUCUCAAAGGACUUGCGGAUGCGGUUGCGGACCUCCAACGCGAUGGAGGUAAGGUCUGGCCGCCUCGACAGCUUCAGCGGCGAGGAUCUCGAGUCCGCUCGAGACGUUCUCAUCUCGCGCUUCACGGUGGGCAAGAAGUCCGCCGAUCACAACCGCGCCCUCAUCAAGCGCAUCUUUUCGGGUGCCACCUUCCACUGCCACCGCGCCGGGCGCGAGGUCCCGACGGCCGGCUGCAGCCUCGCCCUCGGAGAGGUGGGCGGCCGGUGCGUGGCUGUCGGCUGCUACCGGCACGUGCCUGCACCACGGAGGUCGUCGCUCCAGGGCUUCACCGAGCUCUUGCUCCUCGCGGUCGAGACGGAGUACGAGCGCCAGGGAAACGGCCGCGCCAUCGUCGCUGUCAUCCUCCGCGACAGCUGGCGCGCCGGCUCUGCGCGCCUGCUGGUCGUCUCCACGGGCCACGCGUUUUGGAAGAAGCCCUCGCUGCAGCUCUCCGAGCUGGGGUCGCCAACGGACGUCGAGCAGCCCGUGUCCGAGUCUGCUGCGGACGAGCUGGACGCAAUCUGUCGAGCCGCGGCCGCCCCUCGCAGGGGCAGGGCGGGGAGGCCCGGCGGAGGGGCGGGGAGGUCCGAGGGCGAGGUAGCCUCUCGCCAGCCGGAGCCGGCCGGGAGGAAGCGGACGCCGCCGGCGCUCCCUCCAACCACUCCGAAGCGGCGCCACGCCGCCGCCUCUCCGGACGCCGCAAAGGCGCUCCUCGCGCAGACGGAGGCAGCGCCGAGGAGAGCCUCGAAGCGGGCCUCUGCCGAGGACACGCCUGCCAAGCCUGCCGCCAAGGCUGCGAGGGCGCCGCCGCCCGGAGAGGACUCGCCUCCGAGAGAGGGACGCCGGCCCCAAAAGGCGGCCGCCGCCAAGGCCCCCGCGGCGGCGGGCGCCCCUCCCUCCCUCGGCUGCUCGCGGUGCCGCCUCUCGGCGAACGGCUGCCUGCAGUGCAAUCCCAACCACCCGCGGUAUGCCGGAGGCGACGAGGCGCAGGAGGCGGCGCCGUCCCGCAAGGCAGCCGCUGCCAAGCGGGCACCGGCGACCAGCACCCCUCGGCGGCCAGCGUCGCAGACCGCAGCGACGCAGGCGCCGGCAGCACGGCCGGCGCCAGUGGCGGCACGGGCGGCACCCUCAAAGCCUCUCGCGGGGAGCAGCGGCCUGCGGUGCCGGAGCUGCGACGCUCCCGGCGCGCAGCGGCGCGAGGCGUCGAACGGCGGCGCCCUCUGCCGGGCGUGCUACGGGAGGUGGAUCGCGCGCGAGUAUUGCCCCGUGUGCGAGCGCUUAUGGAGCGACGUCGGCGACGACGCGUGCAUGCUGCAGUGCGACUCGUGCGACUGCUGGGUCCACGCCCGGUGCGAGCGCCUCUCGCCGGCUUCGGUCGCGCGGUGGUGCGACCUCUGCUACUCGUGCCCGAGCUGUCGGGACGCGGCGCCGGGCGAGCAGCUGCCCGCCCCGCCCCGCUCCGCCGCCGUCAGGCCGUGCUUCAGCUGCCAGGCCGCGCCGGCCGUGGGGGAGGUCGAGGUACCGGAGCACGGAGCGGUCCCGCUUUGCGGUCACUGCCAGGCGCGGUGGGAGGCGCGCGAGUACUGCCCCGUCUGCAACCAGCUCUGGAAGGAGGCGGCCGACGACGACGACGAGGGUGGCGCCGAGGAGGACAUGGUGCAGUGCGACGCCUGCUCGCUCUGGGUGCACACCGCUUGCGAGUCGAUGGCGCCCGACGAGGUGGCGCUGCUCGAGGACUGCGUCUACCACUGCUCCGCGUGCCGCCGCGCACCCGCCCGUUCGGCCGCCGGCACCGCCGCCGGCGCAGUGGGCGCCUUUGACUUCAAAGGCAAGGCGCGGGCCGAGGUGUCGGGGGCGCGCCUCACGGUGUGGUACGAGGAGGAGGUCGGCGAUCAGGCGGUGGACGUGCCGUACUCCGGCAUGGUCAAGCGGUUCGACCCGCGCGACGGGCUGUACGUCAAGUUCGCCGGUUUCCCCGAGGAGUUCCUGAUCACCAACGAAGACGACUGGCAGUGGGGCUCGCACUCGUGCGGCGCGGCGCGGGACGCUGACUCCGACCUCGCCGCCGCACUCUCUGCCACAGCGGCCGCUCCGCCGCCGCCACCGCAGCAGCAGCCGGUUGCAGCGGGAGCAGGUGCCGCGGCGCCAGGCCUUGUCUUCACAGCGCCGGCGUCGGCGCCGGCGGUGGCCAUGCCUCCUGCCUUUGCAGCGCAGCUGGCCGUGCAGUGGCCUCUUCCACCCUCUGCCCGCUUCGCCGCGCCCCAGCCCAACCCUCUGCUGCACCACCAGACCUUUUGGGGCGCCCCUCCAUACGCUGCUCCGACGUGGGGUCGGCCGGGCUCGGGCACAAUCGAGCCGCUCGGGCAGUCACAGCCACAGCCGCCUCUCCAGAUGCGGCCAAUGCCGCCGCCGCUACCGAUGCAGCCGUUUCAACCGCCUCUGCCGUCACAUGCCGCACCGGCGGCGCCGCCUCCUCCGCAGCCAACAAGCUGCAUGAUCGUGUCGCCAUCCGCUCAGCCGGCGAGGCCAGCGGCUUGCACCGCGGCUUGCACGGCCGUGACAGCCCUGCCCUCAGGCACAGUCACGGCGGCAGCGGCACCGGCAGCGGCACCGGUGACGCCCUCCGCGUCUACUUCGUCGUCCUUCGACCCCGCCUUGGCGGAGCGGUACAAGUCGCACGCUGUCCGAUUUGAGCCGCUCACAGCGGCGAACGUCGAGAGCAAGAUGCGCGGGCUGUGCGAGGGCCUCGAGAAGGUCUACGGCUCGAUGCCGUUCGCGCGCAAGGAGUGGGGCACCUCAAUCCUCGGCACGCUGGUCGGACUCAUCUGCGCGCAGACGUGCCGCAACUCUUGGUCGUCGAUCGGCUACGCAAACUUCCAGGCCACCUUCCCCGGGCCCAAUGGGGAGCCCGACUGGGACCUCGUGCGCCGCUCGCGCGUGGAAGCUCUGGAGCCGUGCAUCCAGCACGGCCCGUACUACCACACCAAGGCAGAGCGCAUUCACGGGCUUCUCCAGAAGGCGUACGAGGACUUUGGCGCGGGGACAUCCUUCGAGGCGCUGCACACGUGGCCCUCCGAGAAGGUUCGCUCGUACCUGAUGGCGAUCUCUGGGCUCUCUGGCAAGUCGAUCGCGUGCCUCCUCCUCUACCGCAUGAACCGGCUCAGCUUCGCCGUCGACGCGAACGUGCUCCGCAUGAUGACCCGGCUCGGCUGGCUCAAGUCGCUCGGGAUCAUGCCGGUCGAGGGUCUCGCCAUCGGGGACCGCCGUGUGGUUGCCCGCAUCGGCCUGCUGCCCGCUCCGCCGCCGCGCAGAGCGCCAGCGGCGGCAGCGGCAACGGCGCGGCGGGACUCGAGCACGGACGUCGUCGCGGUGGGGAUCGCCGUCGAGCGAGAGAGCGGCCGGGUCGUGCUGCGCCUGCAGCCCAUCCCGAUGCCCGUGCGGCUGCAGCUCUGCGCAAAGCAGCCAAAGCCGCCACGGCCGGCACUCACCUUCCGGCCCAGCGGUGCCGGGACGAAAAAGCGGCGCUGCGGUGCCUGCGCAGCCUGCCUCUCCCCAAACUGCGGCCAAUGCUCCAAGUGCCGCGACAUGCCCGCAUUUGGGGGGCCGGGCAAGAUGCGCCAGUGCUGCGAACGCCGUCACUGCGUGGCGCCUCUGCAGCCCGCGUCAGCGCUCCCAGCGCCAGAGGCGCCGCAGACGUCAGUGGAGCGGUCAUCCCAGCUGCCGGUUCAGCCGCCGUUGCCCAACCAGCCGCAGGUGGCGAUGAUGCCGCAGCCGCAGCCCCCGCCGCCCCCGUGGGGGCUGCCCGUCGGGUGGUCGCUUCCCCUGCCGCAGCUCGUGAUGCCGAUCGCGCACGCAGGAGCGCCAGCGCUGCUGCCGGCGCCGGCGCACCGCUCCUGGCCGCAGGCGCCUCCUCACGCGCAGCUGCAGGCGAUGGCUGGAAUGUUGCAGCAGCCGUUUCUUCCCGCGCCCACCCCUCCGGCCUCGCCUCCGCCGUGCGAUCCUCUCGAGGACGUCACGAUGGACGCGGCCGAGGGUGGUGCCACGGACGAGGCCGAGGAAUCCAUCAGCGGCGGUACGGCAGACGCGGCCGAGGUGGCGAUGGAUCUGGCUGAGGGGUCUAUCCUAGACCUGACGGAGGAGGGCGAGGAGGGGGGAAUGGACGCGAUGGAGGCGUGUGAGAUGGGCGUUGACGACCGCGUGCUCGUUCGCGACGUGAUAGCUGAGGCGAUUGGUCGCUUGCCGAGUGCUCCGGGGGUUCCCUCAGCUACGCGGAAGCCAGGCGUGCCCCUCGCAUUCGGCUUCUCUCCCUACGACGUGUCCGGGAAGAUCGGCCCAGAGGAGCCGCCGCAGCAGGCGGCCUCGUCCACAGACAUGACGUCGGACGCGUGGCGCGCAGCCCCGGGCUCAGCGGCGCUCAAGGUCACCGGAGCGCCCAAGAUGUACUGCAGAGUGCACUCGACGUACCACGUGUGCGACUGGACGCGGCAGCGAGCCAAGGAGAUGGCCGCGGCGAAGGCUCCCAAAGCCGCUGGUGGCGCCGCCUCUGCUCGAGCGUCUCAGUCGGCCCACCGGCGAGCGAGCGGCGUGGGCGACAUCGAGGACCUCCCAAAGCACCCGCAGGCGAACAUCAAGCGCUUCUCGGUCCGCGCGCAGCAAUUCAUGCGGGAGAUACUGCCUCAGGACGAGGACCCGCCGGCAGAGCCGUCCCGCGAGAAGCGGGAGCUGCAGACGCUGCUGUACCGAGCGCACGUGUACAUGAUCACGCACGGAGCGAUCCUCUGUGGCGAGACGCCGAGCUGCGACCAGUGCCCGAUCCGCGCCUCGUGCGAGUACGGGACGCUGCUCAAGGCCGGCGCGAUAGGCUCGAUGGGCACCGCGGCAUCCCCAGGGCGUGGCUCUGCCGCCGCCGCUGCGCCGGACGUCGUCACUGCAACCGUGGCCGAUGGAGCAGACGAUUCCGACGUGGUCGCCACCGUCCUUGUCGAGGCUGCCGCCGUCCGCCCCGUCGCUGCGCCCCCUGUCGCCUCCCAGCCCGGCGCCGCACCGAUCUCUGGCACAGCUCCCGCUGCCGCUGCCCCUACCCUUCCCUCCGAGGCUGCCGCCGCGAAUAGCUCUAAGGAGCCGGCUGCGGCGGCUUCUGCCGGCGCCGAUGCUGACGCCGCCGCUGGCGCCGCCGCUGCCACCGGCGAGGCCCGGGACGUCGGCGCUGCGCCGGCUCCUUCCGAGUCUGGCGCGCCCAGUCCCGUCGCGCCCACGGCGACCGUGCUUAAUCCCGCCGACGAGUCCGCCUCUCUCACCGAAGCGCUCCCGGCCGAGUGCGGCGGCAGAGUCUCUCUGUCGAGUGCGGGUGCGGCUUCAGGAGCGGAGCCGUUGCAGGAGCCGCCCGCUGGGAAGGAUGCCGCGGGAAUCGCGGAUGGCACCGUCGAGGAUAUGCCUGAGGAUCCGGGCCGAGCGGCGCCGCUUCGUCCCUCCGCCCUCCCUGCGGGCAGCCCCACCGAGAAGGAGCUGGCGGAGCUGCACAAGCUUGCUCGCGGCGAGGGCGACACGCACUACCAGCUGCGGCAGGCCCGCGCAGUGCUCGACGAGUCGAUCGCGCCGCGCCACGCCGGCGACGCGACGCCCCGCCUGUUGCUGGUCAAGUCGAUCGUGGGCGAGCACGCGUGCGGCCGGCUGCUCUUCUCUCCGUGGACGGCCUUCAAGGGCAUCUUCCCGAUGCACGGCACCUACUUCUUCCAGAACGAGGUCUUCGAGGACGAGUCGGCCGGCGAGGUGCACGUGCCGCUCGCCAGCCUGGGCACGAGCCACCCCGUCUACCUCGGCAAGUCCAUCGAGGGCGUGCUGCGCGGCCGAGGCUCCCGCGAGCUGCAGCUCCUCUUUCGACACGGCUACGUCUGCAUCCGCCGCUUCCGCACCAGCAGCUGGCGCCUGCUCCCCCUCGUGCUCGACCCGCCGCGGCUGCUCAAGUACAACGCCCUCCCUUCGGGCGUGGCUGUUCAGAUUGGCCUGCAGUCUGAGGCGGACACCGCCGCCGCCGCCGCCGCCGCCGCCGCCGCCGCCGCCGCCGCCGCCGCCGCCGCCGCUGCCUCCUCCACCGCAGCGACCUCGACGACGCCCGCCGCCGACGGUGCCGCAGCCGCUUCCAGCACGGCGGCCGAGGCUGCGGCGGCGACGAGCGAUGGCGCGGAUGUGUCCCCGGACCCCGCCGAGGCGAGUCGGCGCGCCGUCGCUCGGGCGACGGGAGUGCGCCUCUUUGGGCUCUACGUCGCGGCGGGAGGGGCUCUGUGCAUGCGAGAGAGUGUGUGGCGUCGCGUCGUGCUCUCCAUCCACCCCGACCGCGGCGGCGACGUAACCACCUUCCAGCUGCUCAACGACUGGAAGCGGCUGCUCGACUCGGGCGAGGAGCUGCCGAGGGAGGUGGCGGGCGAGAUCGAGCGUGCGUCCGACGAGGGCCUGGCCGCAACGGCGGUCGCCCUGGCACUCAAGAUUGAGUCCGACCUCCGCUCACGGGCGGCGGAGCUUGGGCUGCCGCCGCCCGCCUUGCUGAAGGGGCCGGGCGUGGCCGAUGGCGACGCCGACGCCGUCGUGGGCGAAGCCAGCGACCCGGAAGGGUUUGGCUUGACCGUGGCAGCGAUCAGGCCAGCCGCAGUGAACUCGCAGCGGGACGCGAGCAUCACGCAACAACGAUACCAGUCAACAGAACUUGGACGAACAUUCAACGAGACGGACGCCAAGACCGCCGAGUCAGCUAAGGCCGAGGCUGCGACGCUCGACACCGAUGCACUGAUGAAGCGCAAUGCAGAGCUGAUGGCCAAGCUCAAGGUCACCAAAACGCGCGCCGACACGACGAAGCUGGAGGUGACCCUGGCUGCUCUCGUGGAGCGCGGGGCCGAGGCUGGCGCCAUCCGCGAGUCGCUGACUUGCGACGAGCUGCUCCGGCGCAACAAGGCGCUGAUGUUCAAGGUCGAGGGCCGCACCGCGACUCAACACGCAACCGCUGACAGGUUAGGCAGCUCUACGCACGCCUCCCCCUCGCCGGGGAAUGGAGCCUGCAGGGCAGGGAGCAGGGCAGGGAGCAAUUCGGAGUUUUCGGCGCCUGUCGACCCGGCACCCGGCACGCCUCCAGACGCUUCGCUCGCCUCUCCGAUUACGGAUGACGCCGCGGCCGAAGCAGCUACCGCUGGUGCUGCCACCUCGCUCUCCGCGCUCGACGGCAUCGCUGCCGACGGCUUGCAGGCUGCUGCUCGUACGAGCUCGCCGACUUCGGCACGCCCCUCCGUGCCGUCCGACCCGCAUGACGAUCGGCCGUCGAUCCCGAAGGGUCGUAUGUCCGACCCCCGGGUGAAGGCGCUCCGCGCGAGGAUGGUCAGCCUGAUCGGCGAGCUCGCGCAGCCGUGCACGCACACCACGCGCAAGCUCGCUCGACUCGUUCUCGACGAGACGCUCAAGACGUGCUGCACCGGCGCCAAGGCGGAGGCAGUCUACUCGAGUCAUCGCGUCAUGUUCCUCCUUGAGGUGAUGAUGGGGUUGCGGCUCGGCGAGACGACGGGCCGCCAGCACGGCGUCGCCGCCUGCGACGUGUGGAUCGUCAACCCGCUCUCAGAGCGAUGUGCCGAGAUGGGGACGACUGUUGCCGCCCACCUCGAGUCCACAAAGACGGCCCAGGGGAAGGGCCGGUGGGCUCACUGUGUGGGCACGUCACUCACCUCUGAGUUCAGCCUCGAGUCUGCCGUGCGGGAUCUGUGGCGUGUGCAGGGGCACUCGACCGAGACGGUCACGGUGGACGGCUUCAAGGUGGAGCGGCCGGACUACUCUGUCGUGCAGCUGCGUGUCGGGGCGAGCCUGCCAGACGGCGCUUUCGACACCUUCGUCGGGGCCCUCGGCCGGCUGCCGAGUGACCACCCGCUCCGGCCAGCGGCCAAAUACCUUGGCCGCACCGCGACUCAGAAGAGGAAGGCGGCGACCAUCGAGGAGGGCGAUCGGUACGUCAACCUCGUUGGGGGAGCCAAGGGUUCUGCCAGACUCCGCGCUGCCAGCGAGUGGUUGGCGGGACUGGGGCUCACCCAGUACGCCGCCGUCGUCAAAGGCCCGCUCAUCCGGGCGACAGACGGCGGGCGCCUCACCGAUACUCCGCUAGAGACUGGCUCGUCAUAUAGCCAUUCUACGAAAGCGCUCAAGCUCGCGUACGAGCUCCUCCGCGAGCGCGACGAGGAGGACCUCGAGCUUGCGAUUGAGGAGGACGAGGCGGGCAACCCAAUUGUCAAGUUUGCCCACCAUUCGAACCGACGGUUCUCGGACAAGGUGGCGCGGGACACGAGCGAUGUCACGGGCGCUACCAUCACAGACAUCGACUGCAUCUUCGGCUGGAACGAGCAGGAGCGAGAGAGGUCGAUGCAGCAGCACUACGCCGGCCUCGAUCUCGCCUCGCGCAUCGAGCGGCUCGCGCGAGUGACUAUGAUGGUGUAG